Gongylonema pulchrum is the source of this 354-nucleotide messenger RNA. NCBI's taxonomy places the organism in Eukaryota, Metazoa, Nematoda, Chromadorea, Rhabditida, Gongylonematidae. The record is from the annotation of a GenBank genome assembly.
AUGAACGAAAAUUUGGCUCAAAAUAGCGAUAAAUUGUCUAGGCCAUUUGAUAUGGCCUUUUCAACGAAGGCGAAGACAGUUGUUGCUUCACAGCUGAUGAAAUCAAAACCGAUGGAUUCGGCAUCAUCUGCUUCUUCCUCAUCAGGCCAUCGGGAAACUCGUUUGAUUCGUUACAAAAAUGACAUGACGGGUUAUAUACCAUACGGAGCACGAUCACGUGAAGAAUAUGCUAUACAGGAAGAAUUUGCUAAUCAUAAUGGCAAAGGCAUUUUGUUAAUGGCCGUUGUUGUUGCUAAGAAUAACGGAUCCGUGCUGACAUCUGAGGUCCUACAGGAAGCUAACGAGGUAAGCUAA